ACCCAUGGAGAAUCCCACGCCGGAGACAUUCGUGGAUGUGGACAAGGGGAUCUGCAUCGGCUUCCUCUCGCUCAUGUGCUUCUUCCUGAUGCUCAUGAUGGUGCGCUGUGCAAAGCUCAUCAUGGACCCCUACACUGCCAUCCCCACCUCGACUUGGGAGGAGGAGCAGCUUGAUUGAC
Molecule: messenger RNA, 179 nt
Organism: Lacerta agilis (Sand lizard)
Lineage: Eukaryota; Metazoa; Chordata; Lepidosauria; Squamata; Lacertidae
Product: cortexin domain-containing 1-like
Exons: 1
Coding region: 5-178 (57 amino acids)
Source: RefSeq, a predicted model, not a curated record